AUGACAUUGUCUGCCCAGGAUGACCUCCCUUGGCCGGAAUUGGGCAACGUUUCUCGUGGCGCGACUCGUGGCAAUCAAGGCCAGAAAGGUGUCCUUGGUUCUCCGGACCGCGACGGACGCUGCCAGCUGCAGCUCCGUGUCCAGCCUGGCGUGCUCGCAGUGCGACUCAACCGUCAGGCAAGCGAAUGGUACAGAACCCUCGACAACGAGGUCAAUCGCGCCCUCAAACUCACAAAAACCUACUGGCGCAAGGCACGGAGACGCCAGGAUUACGAUGCCCGCGCUGAUCAGGAUCACAUGGAGCUCCACGAGUGGCUUCAGCAGCUGAAAGACAAGACCAUGUCCCAUCUCGAACUGCUCAUGCAGAAAGGCGACAUUCAAGGCCCUCCGUAUGUCAUGCCCGACGAUGUCGAGUUAUCAUUUCUGCGAGGAUUCAUCGAACGCCACAAAGCCGGAGUCCCUCACAACCCUCGCCUCCGUAAUGGUGAACGACCCACCCAGAUACGUGCAAGUUCUGUCGAUUCCAUGUCCCCCGAGCCCGAAUCUGCCUUCGUGCCACCCCCACAAAAGUACCGUUCAUCUGGACCAAUGGAAUGCGCUUCAGAAGCCUCCAGUUCCCAUGUCCCCCAUUCCUCACCUCGAGGAUCCAAAUCCCCAUCAUUACUCGGCGUAGACACACUGACACAAGAGGCCAGCACCUCCAAACAAGUCCUGCAGGCAGCUCGAGCUUCGUUGACUCGAUCAUCAAAGGACACACAAGACGCUUUCCUCAGAUACACUGCCUGUCUCGAUGUUGAGCGACAAGCACGUCAAGCAGUCGUCUCUGCAGAAAAGCGACGCGACGACAUAAUGGCCGCCCUACUUGUGCGCACCCAGCAGCAAGGCCAUCACUCAACGUCCAGAUCCAGGCAUUCGUCUGCCUCUGAUGAUGAGGAUGGGCGAAGUCCACCCCGAUACAGCAAAGUAGAUGAACCUAGGCCGUCAUCUGCAGAUUCAACGACCUCACGGCCACGGCCGGUGAGCUGGCCGGAAAGCGACCCACAACAAAACGCUUAUGCCAAUGAAGCGGCAUAUAUCGAAGAUCCAUCUGCCAAAGCUAGCCGCAAGCACUCACGCAGUUGGGACCGUGGCAAUCAGUUUCCAGAUGGACAAUAUGCUUGCGAAGACAUUACCGCUUUGCCGCCCAGGAAACGGGUGCACCAUAUGAUGCCAGGCUUCGAAGUACUCAGCAAUGUCGCUGCACUUCAAGCUGCCAACAUGCCUAUGCCUUCAUAA
Molecule: messenger RNA, 1275 nt
Organism: Pleurotus ostreatus (oyster mushroom)
Lineage: Eukaryota; Fungi; Basidiomycota; Agaricomycetes; Agaricales; Pleurotaceae
Exons: 8
Coding region: 1-1275 (424 amino acids)
Source: RefSeq, a predicted model, not a curated record